CGGAUACCAGCCCCCCAUUUCGAUUAUGACUCGACUUGACUAGCUAGGACUUUGUUCUCUUUGCCCAAUCUAGUACGAUUCUGGGGAUGGUAUGGUAUGUCAUGUGAGUUUGAGACAGGCGUCGCCUUAGGCUUCCAUCGCUCGUUGAGACUGCCAAGGUGUCCCCUUUCGGAUUCGGUGGUAACUGGGAGAAUCAUAAGCUCCCGUCCACUUAGCUAUGGAUUUACGUGUUGUCAAGUGAGGGUGUUCCUGGAUCUGGUAUGUUCACCAUAUUCGGUCUUAGCACGCAUCACAGAGCGUUCCGGCCUCUUCGUUGUACGAAGGCCAUGAACCUUGAAUACUAAUCAUACGGUGCAUAGUCUAUACCCUGAGCAUCGUUGAGUGCCCGGUGGUCUUAUUAGCCAGUUCCAAGGCACGAGUGGCUUCCUACAUCGAGCAAGCGAGAAAG
Molecule: messenger RNA, 448 nt
Organism: Aspergillus novofumigatus IBT 16806
Lineage: Eukaryota; Fungi; Ascomycota; Eurotiomycetes; Eurotiales; Aspergillaceae
Exons: 1
Coding region: 97-330 (77 amino acids)
Source: RefSeq, a predicted model, not a curated record